Molecule: messenger RNA, 1077 nt
Organism: Grosmannia clavigera kw1407
Lineage: Eukaryota; Fungi; Ascomycota; Sordariomycetes; Ophiostomatales; Ophiostomataceae
Product: carbohydrate/purine kinase
Exons: 2
Coding region: 1-1077 (358 amino acids)
Source: RefSeq, a predicted model, not a curated record
AUGGCCAGCUACACGGCCGGACGGGUCCCUGCCUUUGUGUCCUUGGGGAUGGUGGUGGUAGACGAGCUUCGCUCGCCUGGAAAGACGCCACGAACAAACAUUCCUGGAGGCUCUGGCACCUUUUCCACCUUUGGCGCCCGUCUUGUCAGCGGCAGGGACCAGGCCGCAGAUGUCGGCUGCUUCAUCCUAGCCGGAAGUGACUUUCCGCAGUCUGUGUUGGACCGGCUGGAAGAAUGGGACAUUGACCUGACUGUCAAAGUCGAUCCUACCCGACUCUCGACCCGUGGCCUGCUCGAGUAUCACGAUGCCGCAUUCAGCAGGAAGACCUUUCACUACACGACGACGCCGCUCCAGCCCACGCCCAAGGACCUGCCGCUGCCGCUGCUGGCCGCCUCGUCCUUCCACCUACUGGCAGGUCCGGCCGACUUGGAGAGGCAGGUCGGAGAGCUGCUCCGGCUGCGGUCACAGUCACGUGAUACAUCAGAGAGACGUCCGCUGCUUGUGUGGGAGCCGCUGCCGAUCCAGGUCAGCGCGGCGGCCAGAGAGGCCCAUCUGGCCGCCUGCAGGCUCGUGCAUGUAUUCUCGCCCAACCAUCUGGAGCUCAUCAUGCUCUUCCAGGGCCCCGUGUCGCCGGAAGAGGCCGACGAUGCAGCCUUCCGGACGGACCUGGUCGAGGCGUACGCAGACGCCGUUCUCGACGCCGGCAUCGGCCCCGAUGGCAACGGCACCAUUGUCGUUCGUGCUGGCAGCCGCGGCUGUCUCGUGUCCUCGACUCAGAUCCACGGCCGUCAUCGCUGGCUGCCGGCCGUCUCGUUUGCCCACGGCAGCCGGCGCGCCGUCGUAGAUGCGACCGGCGCCGGAAAUACGUUUCUCGGCGCGCUCACGUUCGCCAUGGCCUCGCACGACCACGACGUCUUGGUGGCUGCCAGACAGGCCACCGUUGCUGCCAGCUUUGCCAUUGAGCAGAUCGGCCUGGCCACGCUCGAGAGGCCGGCCGAUGGACAAGAAGAAGAACGGUGGAAUGGCCAGACGUUUGGCGAGCGUUUCAAGACACACGAGAGCAUGCAACUUCUUUGA